AUGGCGAAGUGGUCCCUAGCCUUGUCGAGUGGUGGUGAUCUUAUCGAUGAUUUGGCUCGUGACUAUGCCGGUCUUCUGAUCUACUGGUGGCUGCAAUUGGACUGGUGGCUGCGACUGUUUCAGGAGUUGGUCGGUCUAGAGCGCUUCCCGGUUUGUGCCGUCGUGGGGAGUAAUAGAGGGGGUGGAGAUAGGGUGCGCCGCCAUUGUGGUUGUGGUGGUGGUGAUGUAUGUGGUGGUGAUGCCUUGGACCCACACUUCUCAAAUGCCCCCACCCCUUCGGGCACACCACCGGCGAGGCCUACCCCAACGACCACCGCCUCACCCUCUACUUCCAGCAACCACCAUAAGCAGCGAAAAUCGACCACCAAAAACUCAUCGACACCACCAACGCCAUUUACGACCACCAAGAAGGAAGGGAAAAAACAAUGUGACUACUUGUAUUGGAUUGAUCCACCCCACACAGAGAAAGAAUUAGAGGCAAAGAUAAAAGCUUUGCUAGGUGAGAAUGGUGGUCUACAUUUGAAGUGUUUAGGUAUGGAAAUAAUCAACCAAGACCUAGCCAAAGAGAACAAUAAGUUGAUAACAGUAGAGGCUAAAGUAGACUCCUACAAAUGGAAGUGGUGGAUUGUAAUAGUUGCAUGCAUCAUUUUUUGGUUAACAAGGAAAAAUGCGAUUCUUGGAAAUGUCAAGUAUUUGCCAUGAAUGUAUUACAUGCUAUGUAUGUAAUGACUAAUUAUGUAAUGAAUGAAGUUAUAAAAUUCCAUGCUAUGCAUUUACGUUUUAAAUGAUA
This is a messenger RNA of Rhododendron vialii, 790 nucleotides long. RefSeq lists its product as uncharacterized. The coding region runs from base 1 to 702 and encodes 233 amino acids. Lineage: Eukaryota; Viridiplantae; Streptophyta; Magnoliopsida; Ericales; Ericaceae. The record is from RefSeq and is a predicted model, not a curated record. The transcript has 4 exons.